Messenger RNA from Aureobasidium subglaciale EXF-2481, 1703 nucleotides. RefSeq names its product glycosyltransferase family 2 protein. The transcript has a single exon. The coding region runs from base 1 to 1425 and encodes 474 amino acids. The record is from RefSeq and is a predicted model, not a curated record. NCBI's taxonomy places the organism in Eukaryota, Fungi, Ascomycota, Dothideomycetes, Dothideales, Saccotheciaceae.
AUGCUCAUUUUCACCAUCCUCUCGAUCAUCUUCAUGAUCCAAAACAUCCUCAACGCUGUUUACAGUAUGCUGACUGCAGGCCCUAGCUCCCUUGUCAACACCCUCAAGCCCUACACCAAGCCUUUCCUGAAGAACAACCCCAAGAAGACCUACUCAAUGAUCGCCUUCUCGAUCGCUUUGUUUGUCUUUGGCAUUUCUGACAAGUUCUCCAACCCUUACAUGCUAACUUUCUUCCUGCUUAGUGUGUUCCGCUACCUCCGCCUGGUCGUCAAUCUCAUCGCCUUCGCCAAUCUUAAAGGUCACCCUGUCUUGUCCAACCCUUCAUUCACGCCUAGCGAUGUCUCCGUUGUCAUCCCUACCGUUUUUAAGGACAAGGACGAGGUCAUGGCUUGUGUCAAGCGCGCUCGUACUUGCAACCCUCAUCAACUGAUCAUCGUCACCAAGAAGGACCUUGUUGAUCAGGUCAAGGCUGCUUGUAAUGAGAUCACGGCUACUGCUGAAUCUCCGAGUGAAGAUCUGAGCAUGGUUCAAUUCGUUGGUGUCGACAUCUUCAACAAGAGAACUCAGAUGGUCGCCGCUCUUCAACAAGCUGUAACUGGUUCAAUUGUCGCUUUUGCUGAUGAUGAUGUCUUCUGGCCCAAAGAUGCUUUCUUGGAGACCAUGCUUGCUUGUUUCAACGACCCACUUGUUGGCGCCUGCGGCCCAUCGCAACGUGUAUGCCGCUCUACCGGUCCUAAGAAACCCACCAGUUUUUGGAAUUUUUUGGGUAUUUGCUACCUUGAGCGCCGUAACUUCAAUACCGGUGCUACCAACCGCAUUGACGGCGCUGUUUCUACCCUAUCUGGUCGUACCAGCUUCUACCGCGCCUCGCUCAUUCAAACCGAAGCCUUCACAUCUUACUUUUUGAAUGCAGCCAAUCACGAUGACGACAAGAACCUGACUAGAUGGGUUUAUGACCAGGGUUUUCAGAUCACUCUUCAAUUUGAUCCUAAAGCUCGUAUCAUGACAACUCUCGAGACUGAACCCAAGAUGUUCCUCAAUCAGUGCAUGCGCUGGGCUCGUGGUCAUUGGAGAGGUAACUUCCGCGUCAUGCAAACUACAACUUAUUGGUACGAUACUCACAUCUGGAGUCUUUACGCUAUCUACAUCGGCCAGUUCCAGACCCCUGCCUUCCUCAUUGAUGGAUCUCUCCUGGCUUUCCUCUAUCGCGGUAUGUCCUCCUACGACGAUGUAACUCGCAACACUGCUGUCAUCGUCCUUGCCCUUUGGAUCCUCUUCGCCAAGAUUGUCAAGAUCAUCCCUCAUUUCUGCGAAUUCCCUCAAGACAUCAAGUUCAUCCCUGGUAUGAUAAUUUUUUCGUACAUUCAUGGUUUGCUUAAUGUGUACGCGCUUAUUACCAGGGACAACAAGGUUUGGGGUCGUUAAGCAGACUACUCUCUUACUCUGAUGCUCACUUUGGCAACUCUUACCGGCUUUUUGUUACGCCCUCACCCUUACGCCGUCCACGUCCCCCUCCAUAUCCCCCUCCACAUCCCCCUCACAUUUCCCUUACACUACACACCAUACACCAUACACGCAUUGCAUAGAACAACAGAAUGAAAUGGAUUUUCUUUUGGCGUUCUUGAACAAAGGUUACAAUCGCCUGCUGGAUAGCGCGAUGACUGAUAUUGCAAAUUUGGGAUGGCGUUUGGGACUGCUUAAUU